AAAACUUAUAGUUUAUACCUGUUUGGUUUUUCUAAUAAAAUUCUAAAUAUGAAUGUGUUAUUCUCAAUAUUAACAAGUAAAUAUUGAAAGUAAAAUAAUUUACUAACUUUUGAACGUACGCCUUACUAGCUGUCAUUGUCACUAUGACAAAUUUGUCUUUCUUGUCUUGUCAAUAGAUAUAGAUUCUUAUAAUAUAGCAAUCUUGGCAUUUUUGUAGCUAAGUAGUUGAAUCGCCCUGAUUUUUACUAAAAUUAAAUAAAGGAGUCGUCAACAACUAUGGCUAAACAAGAAAAGUUCUUCGGCCCGCUAACACUGCACCAGAAAAGCGAGAAACCUACGAUUUUUAAGGACAAUGAGACUCGUGAAUGUCAAUGUGUUCUGUGUGAGGAGAAGUUCACGGUUCCUGAUGCUGAGAAACCUUUGCUUACACAUUUCUUCAUGGAACAUAGGCUGGUUAUAGCCGAUGUGAACCAAAUAGCCGAUUUGUACGAGUACUUAAGAUACUGGCGAUUGAGGUUUAAAGAUGAAAGUCUUCCUUACUUCUGUACUACAAUGUUAUUGGACAGCAAGCCUGAUGGAACAAAAUCUAAAGACGAGCAAUACUACUUGCUCAGCGAUGUUCUACCCGAAGACAAAGAGUUACGGUCAAACUUGCAACAAACAAAACUAGAAAAACUACUGCAGCGACACCAGUUUGAACGGGAAGAUAAAAAUUAUGAAAAAGAAUGCCUAUUUUGCAGAUAUGUCUCUAAAGAUACUAGAGCCAGUUAUUUGAAUCAUUUGUAUGAAAAACACAACUUUCAUAUAGCUAAACCGGACAACCUUAUUUUCAUAGAUGACCUCAUAGAUACUGUAGCAUCCAAGCUAGAUAAUCUACAAUGUAUCUACUGUGAAGGUUCCUUUAAAGACCGGAUUAUUCUCAAAGAACAUAUGCGGAAAAAAGGACAUAAAAGAAUUAAUCCGGAAAAUAAGGAGUAUGAUAAAUUCUUUAUGGUUAAUUAUAUAGGUGACAAACAAAGUAAGCAUAAAUAUCAGAAACACCAUAAUCAGAAACAUCAAAGAAUGCCAAACCCUCCAGAGGAAAAUGACCGUGAUUCCAAUGUAGAUAGUGAUCCGGACUGGUCAGAAUGGACUGAAGAAAACGGCCCACAGAUAACUUGUCUCCUCUGCGAGCAUACAGAAAUGGAAUACGAGAAUAUUCUAGACCACAUGGAACGUAAACAUGAUUUUUCAUUUACAAAAUCUACUGCAGGCUUAGAUUUCUACCACAAAAUCAAGAUAGUCAACUUUAUUCGUCGGCAGAUACAUUUGAAACAGUGUUUAUAUUGUGAAACAAUUUUUGAUGAUUCUCUAAAUUUAGAGAAACAUUUAAAAGAAAUGAAACACUGGGAACUUAAAAAAGUAAAAUGGGACCAGCCGGAAUAUUAUUUCCCAACAUACGAAGAUGACUUGUUCCUGUGCUUUAUCCAUGAUGAUGAUGAAAGCUGGUGGUCAACCGAUGAACAGGAAGCUGAGAGGACUGAUAACAGAAAUUGUGAUUAUAUUUCGAAAGAAAUGGCUAUGUCUGUUUUAAAUGAAUAGAAGGAAGCUAACUCUGCAAGGCAAUUGCAAUAUAAAGUGUGGCAAUGGCAUCAUUAAUUUCUAAUUUUAUGAUGUUUAUAAUGAAAUUGAAUUCUUAUAAUUCCAGUUCAGAUAGAUUUAAAAUAGAGAUAGAUCACAAUAAGUUUUAUGGCAAGUAUCAAGUUAAUAGGGAUAAGUUUGAGCAAAGUUAGUGUGGUCAGAGUCUAUUAGAUUGUUUCAAAAGCAGUAGUUUGAGUAAGCAGUUUACCCUCAUAAUGUAACACAGUGCAAUAUGUUUAGGUCAUCAUUAUACAGGACGUUUUUUUAAAUUACCCGCAAUGUUUUACGACAUUUUCGGGAGAGUAAUUUUUUUUGCGAUUUCGGUGUUGGUCCCAUAGUAAAAUUUGCUCAGUAUGGCCUAUAUCAGUGGUGGGCAAACUUUCUUCACUAUUUAUUUUUUACACAUUAUUUUGAAGGACCGGCGGCGGGUCAGACUAAAUCCUUUCCCGGGCCGGGCUCUUAUUCACAUUGUAAAAUAUUUCAGUUUAUUAAAAAACAUCCGUGAAACAAAAGUGGACAAUAUAUACUUGAGUUGAGUUAUGUGGUGAGUGAGUGUGUGUGAGUAAUGAUUUUGUCACAUAUGUUCAGGUUAUUUAGGCUGAUGCAGACCCCGUUAACAAUGUUGUAAUUAAUUGUAGAUCAGCGUUGGAAAAAGUAUCUACCAUAGGGAACCCCAUAUUCAUUGGUGCUUAACUUAAUUUUACCAAGAAAUUGAUAUCCAUUGAAUUCACAAUCAAAAGAUGCGUAUAAAAGAAUAUCUAAAAUGAAUAGGGGAUAUAAAUGCAACGUUCUGCCGCCAGAGUGCAGCACUAGCACCUAUCCUAAACCAUAGACCAUAGACUAAUUUAUACAUACUGUGCCUUAAACAGUUUUUUGACAAGUGUUCACAGAUAAUAAAAUAUGACAUUGAUGCAUCAAGGCGGUUUGUUUACAAAGGGCCUACCGGGAAACGCGAAACUCUAAAUUUAGUUAUCUGCCUCUUUAUCGCUCGAAUAUGCAAGAGUGAUAGGGAGGUUAGAUAACGAAAAUUUCGAUUUUCUUGUUGCGGUAGACCCUCAGAAUGUGGUAGCGGCGCCCCCUACGCAGAGCUUCAUGUAAUAUUCCGUAUUAUGGAUACUUAGAUAUAUAGAAUACUCUUUAGUGGUGUGCCUCAGUAAAAGAUACAGCUUAAGCCUUAAAAAAGGCAGAAGGAAUAUAUUUCCCACCAGAUUUUGGACUUUAUUUUAAAGUGAUAGGGUUCAAUUUUGCAUAAUUUCUCACAUUCUUAUGCCUUAUAAAGGGUAAAAGAAAAACAAUUGGUUAAAGAAAGAGGCAGAAUAGGAGGCAAUAUUUUCGCCACCCGUCCCGAACUUCGCCUUAUAACUGUUUUUAUUGUGAAAAUUAUACUAAAACUUAUUCCAAAUCCCAAAUGUUGAUUACGCCCUUGAAUCCCACAAUACAAUUUAUAGCAGAAUUAGGAUUUGAUGCUAGUUACGGUGAAGCUAUAUUAGCACUAAAGGCGAAUUUAGGGUAUAUAUUUUUGCCAACCCUGAUUUGCAAUGAAUUAUAACAUUGAUAACGGGAUUUGGUCUCUGGAUCCGCACGCUAUUACCACUCCGGAACAAAAGCAGGACAUCGCUAUAUACGUGCAUAGCGCUGUCUUGCUCACACACCGGAGCACCGUGCGAAUCCGCAUCAGUGAUAACUUGAUAAGCGCUUAAGAGGGAAGUAUACCACGUGUUUUUUAAUAUGUUAUUGAAAUAAUAAAAAAAAACUUGGUUUACAAGGUUUCUUUUUUUCAAAAUUUGCAAAACGAAAAAAAGCGAAACCCUUAUACCUAGAAUAUAUGCUGAAGCGAUCGACAUCAAAAUCAAAGUGAUCUGUAAAGAUUUUGUUAGUGGAAACCGUUUUCUCCCAAAAUUGAAUUUAAUAGAAAAAAUACCGUUAUUUCGUUAGGAUCUAUUCUUCCCUCUUAAGACAUAAUGGAGGACCGCCUCUGCAUACAAACAUAAUAUCCAUUUUCUUUCCUGUAUUAAAAUAUAACCUCGUUAUAAUAAAUGUAUUCUUUAAUGUAAAUCCAGAGAGGAAAAUGGGGAAGCGGUCACGUAACAUUGUCCCCAUUAACUCUUAAGGGUCCAAUAAAAAAAUUGCCAACUUUGGGCGUGAUGAUAUAAGAUUUGACCAUGUAACAUACAUUACAUUUAGCACGUCAUAUAUUGCAACUAAAUACAUACUAAUAUGUUACAACGGGUCAUCACGUGUUUUAAGUCGAUAACGCUCGAAAUGUUUCACUCCGUUCUGAGGAGUGUCGUCAGGAGCUUGACCAGUUGUAACAUUUUAAUAUCUGUGUCUCACGGAAGUUAUGUUAUUAAAAUUUAUAUAUGUACGUAUGUAUGUCACUUUAUUGUACAUAAAUAGGUUAAUAUAAAACAGACAAAAUUAAACAAGAAAACAAAUGUUAUGUACAAAGGCGAACUUAUCCCUAAAAGGGAUCUCUUCCAUCUAACCUUUGAGGAAAUGCGAAUAGAUCGAACACUAACAGGUGAAAGACAAAUCAAUAUUAAGAGUAGCAAUAUGAGAAUUUUGGAUACACAUAAAAGUAGGACGUGAGCAAUCAAUAAUAAUAAAAUAAAAUAAAAAGUAGAAAACCCGUAGAAUAAAUACGCAAACGAUAACAUAUACAUAAACCUAUAUACAUCUAUAUAUAAAAUACAUAUAAUAAAAUUUAAAUACGAUAUUAAUAAUAUGUAACACACUUUUUUAUAAAUAAUUCACUGAACUCUUUUAUAGAGUAGACAGGGUUUUUCUUCAAAAAACUCUGGAUUUUGUUUUUAAAAUCCUUCUCUGAUAAAGAGGUUAUAUCUGUAGGCAGUAGGUCUUAUAAAUAAAUUAACUAUGAUAGAAUUUCCUUGCUUGUAUAAUCUCUUAGUUCUAGAUUUAGGCAUACAUAGCUGUUCGUUAUUCCUCUUAUUGUAUCUAUGAAUAUCUUUCUUAUGUUUCAAAUUAUCCUUGUGCAUUUCUAGAAGACUAUUGUAUAUAAAAAGUGAGAUAACGGUCAUUAUCCGGUCCUUCGCAAAAUAUAUUUUAGCUGACUGAUGCUUACGUAAGUUAUUUAAUAUUCUAAUUGAUAGUUUUUGUAAUUUAAAUACUCUCUCGAUAUCUCCUUCGUUUCCCCAUAUACUAGUUGCAUAGUUUAUAUUAGCUUGAAUGUAUGCGUAAUAAACAGAUAACAACGACUGUUUAUUCAAUUAUGAUUUAAGUUUUAACAGUGCAUAAUUUCAUUUAGAAAAUUUGGUGUUUAUGACCAAUUUUACUGUCUAUUUCAUACCCCAAAAAUGUAGUGCUGGAUUCAUUCUUCUGCUUCUAAGAAUAAGUAUAACAUUUUGAAUUUUGUCUAUAUUGUCACGUGUAUAACUUCCUUUUAUUCCAACGUGCGUAUCAUCCGCAAAAAGAGUCACCAUUACAUCGUUUGGUAGACUUGCUGGCAGGUCGUUGAUAUAUAUGAGAAAUAGUACAAGUCCCAGUAUUGAUCCUUGUGGUACGCCUGUAUCUAUUUGUAAACAAUUAGAGGUCAUUCCAUUCACGUUUACUAAUUGCUUUCGGUUUUCUAGGUAAUUUUUCAAAUUCAUAUUUUGAUCCAAGAAACCAGGAGAAUGAUAGUUUCUGUAAGAUAAUUUCGUGCCUUAAGCAGUCGAACGCCUUUGAUAGGUUCACAGGAGAAACAUAAACUUAUUAAUGACUAGGUAGUUUGCAUUUAUUUAUUUAGCAUCUUGUAAAUAAAAUAGUUUAAAUGUA
Molecule: messenger RNA, 5394 nt
Organism: Cydia pomonella (codling moth)
Lineage: Eukaryota; Metazoa; Arthropoda; Insecta; Lepidoptera; Tortricidae
Product: zinc finger protein 277
Exons: 2
Coding region: 277-1581 (434 amino acids)
Source: RefSeq, a predicted model, not a curated record